AUGCCCAUCGGCCUCCUGAUCCUGACCGCGAUCCCGACGACCAUCGGCGUAGCCCAAGGGAUAACGCAGGACCGACGACAACGCGACGCCGAAGCCGCGGCGAAAGCCGCAGGCCUACCCACCUACUUUUCGCUCUACACCUCGUCGGACGUGAAAGAAUUGGAUGGUAAAGAUAUCACGAUCCGCGAUGGAAGGGUUCCUAUUCCCCCCCCCUCCCCCUCUCCCUCCUUUAUUACACAUAUAUAAAAUUCUAACACCGUCGUGCUGAACGUCGACUUAGCUAUACAUCGGCGGGGAAAACCACCCCUUCGCCGGAUACCUGCGUGACAUGCUGGAAACCGAGAUCAAGGCCAUGGUGACGACGACGUGCAAUGACCCGCCGGCUAUGGGAUGGGUGUACGUGCACGCGGAGACGCACGAGGUGCGCGUGGGGAAUAGGGCUGAGGCGUCGGGGCAUAGGUUUGGGGUUUGGGGGUAUGAGAAUGGGCUCGUGAUGGAUGGGCGGUCGGCUUUCUGGGCUGUUGAGGGGGAUGGCGGGGGUGCGGGGGAGUGGGGGCUGUAUUAUCUUGAGGAUGGCGAUGAGGUGGCGGGCGAGGGGAAGGCGGUUGAGGUUGGUGUCAGGAAGACGAAUAUUUCGGAUUUGAUCCCGCCGAAGGGAUGA
Tuber aestivum (summer truffle) is the source of this 661-nucleotide messenger RNA. NCBI's taxonomy places the organism in Eukaryota, Fungi, Ascomycota, Pezizomycetes, Pezizales, Tuberaceae. The record is from the annotation of a GenBank genome assembly.